This is a messenger RNA of Dichotomopilus funicola, 1119 nucleotides long. RefSeq names its product UDP-glucose 4-epimerase uge1. Gene Ontology annotation, biological process: beta-D-galactose catabolic process via UDP-galactose, Leloir pathway. NCBI's taxonomy places the organism in Eukaryota, Fungi, Ascomycota, Sordariomycetes, Sordariales, Chaetomiaceae. Gene Ontology annotation, molecular function: UDP-glucose 4-epimerase activity. The transcript is spliced from 3 exons. The coding region runs from base 1 to 1119 and encodes 372 amino acids. The record is from RefSeq and is a predicted model, not a curated record. Gene Ontology annotation, cellular component: cytosol.
AUGGCCGUCGGCACUGUUCUCGUUACCGGUGGCACCGGGUACAUUGGCUCGUUCACGACACUUGCGCUGCUCGAGAACGGGUACGAUGUCGUGAUCGUCGACAGCUUGUACAACUCGUCGGAAGUCGCCGUCGACCGCAUUGAGCUCAUCUCUGGCAAGCGCCCCGCGUUCCACAAGGCCGACAUCACCGACGAGGCUGCCCUCGACGAGGUGUUCGCCAAGCACCCCGAGAUCGACAGCGUCAUCCACUUCGCCGCGCUCAAGGCCGUCGGCGAGUCGGGCCAGAUCCCGCUCGAGUACUACCGUGUCAACGUCGGCGGCAGCAUCUCGCUGCUGCGGGCCAUGGAGAAGCACAACGUCACCAACAUUGUCUUCUCGUCGUCCGCAACCGUCUAUGGCGAUGCCACCCGCGUCCCCGGCAUGAUCCCUAUCCCCGAACACUGCCCGAUUGGCCCCACCAACACCUACGGCCGUACUAAGGUGAUGAUUGAGGAGGUCAUUGCCGACCAGAUCAACGCCCAGCGCACCAACAACCAGAAGGCGGGCAAGCCGCAUGAGCAGUGGAACGGCGCUCUGCUGCGGUACUUCAACCCUUGCGGUGCCCACCCCAGCGGCAUCAUGGGCGAGGACCCGCAGGGCGUGCCUUACAACCUGCUCCCUCUGCUCGGCAAGGUUGCUACCGGCGAACGCGAGAAGCUGCUGGUUUUCGGUGACGACUACGCCUCCAAGGACGGUACCGCGAUCCGCGACUACAUCCACGUCCUCGAUCUCGCCCGCGGUCACUUGGCCGCCCUCAACUACCUCCGCGAGCAAAAGCCCGGUGUCAAGGCCUGGAACCUGGGUUCCGGGCGCGGCAGCACCGUGUUCGAGAUGAUCAAGGCCUUCAGCAAGGUUGUCGGCCGCGACCUCCCCUACCAGGUCGUCGAGCGGCGGCAGGGUGAUGUGCUGGACCUUACGGCCCAUCCCGCGCUUGCGAACAAGGAGCUGCAGUGGAAGACCGAGCUUACCCUCGAGGAUGCGUGUGACGACCUUUGGCGCUGGGUCCAGAACAACCCCAAGGGGUACCGCCAGGAUCCCCCUGCGGAGCUCCUCGAGGCUCUCAAGGCCAAGAAGGCUUAA